AUGGCAUCUCUUACCUUGACCCGCGUUUUUGCGCUCUGCUUCCUUGGUAUCCGUGAGGCUUGGGAGCUGUAUAGUCAAGAUAUGUCCAUCACCUCCAAUUUGACCAAUUUGAGCGGCAAGUUCAAGGCGGUGGUUAGAUUCUAUUCCGCCGAUGACCAGGCUUAG
Colletotrichum graminicola M1.001 is the source of this 165-nucleotide messenger RNA. RefSeq lists its product as uncharacterized. The record is from RefSeq and is a predicted model, not a curated record. The coding region runs from base 1 to 165 and encodes 54 amino acids. The transcript has a single exon. Lineage: Eukaryota; Fungi; Ascomycota; Sordariomycetes; Glomerellales; Glomerellaceae.